CUAAGAUUCAAUAAAAGCCUUGACAAGUAAAUCCAUCGUUCGACUUCUCGUGAUACUGCGGAAGGUACCACAGUCACCGCGGAAGACAGAUAUGAUGAACAUCUGAACAAGAGCAGAACAUUGUAUUAGUGACUGAACCCAUGGUGGGCGUACGUUCUUAUUCCACUAUCGGAAUAGAAGGUUUCAUCUCGUCUCCGUCCGACUAUCAACCAUCAUCACACGCGGAAUCUCAUCUCUCACCGUCAUUGCCCUCCUGCGAGAUUGUAGGUGUAAUAAAAGAGAUACCAGAUGAUUUUAUUGUACGAGAGAUUCUACCUAAGGACAACGAGAUGAUUUCAAAAAUCAUAUCUCGUUCUAAGAAUACAUUGGAAACGCCAGGCGACCAACUGCGAAUUGCAAACAUGCACUCUAUGCCAACAAUAGUAUUGCCGUCCGAUUGCAACCAAUCGAAAGAAGCCAAAAAAGAUCACGUUGACCGGAGAACAGGAAAGGAAAGGAGACAAACGAACGGCCCACUAGAUGGAGAAAUGUAUGUUUCAUAUCCAACCGAGGAAAGUGUAGUUGCAACCACUCAGGGUGGUACCAGUCUCUCGCCCGAAAUAUCUUUGGAGAAAACAAUUCAGAGAUACUUGGAAAAAGUGGCCACGCCGGAUUAUUCAAAAUCAUCAUUGCUUAAAAAUAUCGAGGACUUAAACUUGAAAAGUAUCAGUCGGAUUCCUAUUAGUCGUUGCGAUACCGAAGCAAGAGCUACCGCAAACCAAGUAACUAUCAGUACAAWUGAGAGCAACGAAGUUUGGAUCCCUCCACUCCUUCCAUCGGUGACAGAUGGCACCAAAAAUUCCUCAGGAGCAUCAGCUGACACCAACGAUGCCACUACCAUGAACGUUGCUGAUGAAAAUGCAGAGAUGAGAGCUCAGAAAAAGGCUUUUCAUCGAGCUAUAAGAAUUAAAUAUCCCUUUCUUCAGACCGAGAGCAUUACGCAUUGCCACAAUGAUCACAAGGCACCAACUUUGCAAUCGAUAGAUGAUAAUAAAAGAGAUCGGAGCACUCACCAUUGGAUUAGGGUUACAGUUGAGGAGUGUUUUGACGAUUUAGUACAAUAUCUUCACAGCCCACGAAAUGAUUUGACGCAACUCUUACUCUUCCGAAACCGAGGCUUCGAGGGAGCAUCACCGCGCUCGAAAUCCAACAACAGGACCGACGUAAUUGCAGGUACACCAUCUGUCACUCUCCAGCUUCGACCGGGUAUAUCGAAGGACGAUCGGCGGAAAGUGCACCAUAUCUUAGCCACGAAGAACAAACAUUUUGAGUCGAGCGUCCGUCAUCAAGGAUCAAAAGAUAGAAAUUCUUCAAAAUCGGUGCAAAGCGCGAAACAAGAUGCAAGCGAAAACUCCCCUCCCGAACCUGUAGAAUCUGCUCCAAUUGACCUCAUAGUGACUUGGAAAAAGCAAGCGCUGAGGAAAGGAGUGAGAAAGAACAACAAACGAAAACGUUCCGAUGAUGGAAGGGGUAAGACCUCAAACUACAACAGCAACAAAAAUUUACUUUGUGUUUUGAAGAAGAUUAACAAAGAACACUUAACAGCAAUCCAGAUCUUAACAAAGAAGUUGAGAUGUCGACAAGCGGAUAUCGGCUUUGCCGGAAUAAAAGGUAAGAGAAAGUAAUUUGACGCACCGCAUUUUUGUUUGAAUCCCAACCUUAUCGCGACAGAUCUUUUCUUCUCUUCGUCAUUUUAAAAGAUAUGCAAGCAAUCACCUACCAAUUUAUAACUCUUCGUAAUACGACAGUGCAACGUGUCCAAAGAGAUAUUAAUCGGUUUCUGGCACCAGGGAAGAGCAACGUCGAGUUGAAAAUCUUGUGCUCAAACGUUGAUUUCUUUCUAAACGUUGGAGGGUUGGAGGGGAACCAAUUUGAAAUAGUGGUCCGGAACCUGAAACGGAUUAAAUUAGAUCGAAUAGAAGAAAAUGCUUGUAAUGGCAACGGUAUGAUAGAGCCAGCGAAGGAAUGUUUUAUUGAAUGCGACAAUGAACAUAUUGACCAAAUGGUCGAACGGAUCAGAGAGCACGGCUUCAUCAACUUUUAUGGAGAACAACGCGUAGGUGCACCGGGGGAUUCAAAUGAUGUUGGUGUUCGAGCAUUCGAGAUAGGCCAUUCUAUGCUACGCCAGGAUUUCAUGGGAGCGAUUAAAUUGCUCAUGGAGGGCACACGACAUCACGAGCAAGAUGAUGUAGCAAGGGUGCGCAAAGCGUGGAAAGAUAGCAAUGGAAAUCCUUCUAUAACACUGAAAGCCUUUCAGAGAGCUGAUAUUAUGCCACGCGAGAGGGCAGUACUCCGAGGAUUGAAUAGAUAUCCAGAUAACCCACUCGAAGCUAUUCGAUUUUUGAGCUACAACAUGAGAACUUUUUACAUAAAUGCUUACCAGUCGCUUAUUUUUAAUCGAGCUGCGUCGCAGAGAAUAAAAUUAUACGGAGACAAAGUUGUCAAGGGUGACUUGUACUUCGAACAUAAUGACAAUCGCCGAGACAGCGUUAAAGUUGUCCAAGGCAACGAGGUUCCGCCAAUUGGAAUAUCUCAGGUAGUCUUGCCUCUCCCUGGGUACAAUGUUCGUUAUCCACAACACGAGAUCGGUGAAUUGUAUCGAACUCUACUAGAAGAGGAUGGAGUCAAAUUUGAGAAGGAAUCAGUCCCUGAGGCGACGGCAAAAGGAGACUACCGCAAGCUCAUCAUACGUCCUGGGAAUCUAAUUGCCAAUAUCGAUGCUUCGGACCCAUCCUCCAAGAGCAUGAAGCUUUCAUUUGAUUUACCUAAGGGUUGCUACGCUACAAUGCUUCUGAGAGAACUCAUGAUGACAACUGUAGCUAGGUCCAAGAACUGAAGAAAAUAAUUUCCACAUUAAAGU
Pseudo-nitzschia multistriata is the source of this 2899-nucleotide messenger RNA. NCBI's taxonomy places the organism in Eukaryota, Bacillariophyta, Bacillariophyceae, Bacillariales, Bacillariaceae. The record is from the annotation of a GenBank genome assembly.